This is a messenger RNA of Budorcas taxicolor (takin), 1573 nucleotides long. It is a transcript of the gene BNIP3, whose product is annotated as BCL2 interacting protein 3. The transcript has 6 exons. The coding region runs from base 92 to 682 and encodes 196 amino acids. The record is from RefSeq and is a predicted model, not a curated record. Gene Ontology annotation, biological process: positive regulation of apoptotic process; mitochondrial outer membrane permeabilization. Lineage: Eukaryota; Metazoa; Chordata; Mammalia; Artiodactyla; Bovidae. Gene Ontology annotation, cellular component: mitochondrial outer membrane; mitochondrial envelope; nucleus.
CGACGCCGCUUGGUCCGCCGCCUGGGGUGCUCCGGCCCCUGCGCGCCCGCAGACCCCGACCCGCCGGCCGCGGCGCCCUCGGCCCGCCGUCAUGUCGCAGAGCGAGAGCCCCGGGCUGCAGGAGGAGAGCCUGCACGGCUCCUGGGUAGAAUUACACUUCGGCGGUAAUGGGAGCGGGAGCAGUGUUCCCGACUCGGUUUCUAUUUAUAACGGCGACAUGGAGAAGAUCCUGCUGGACGCGCAGCACGAAUCCGGCCGGAGCAGCUCCAAGAGCUCCCACUGUGACAGCCCGCCCCGCUCACAGACCCCGCAGGACACUAACAGAGCUUCUGAGACAGACGCGCACAGCCUCGGAGAGAAGAACAGCUCCCAGUCCGAGGAAGACUACAUGGAGAGGAGGAAAGAGGUCGAAAGCAUCCUGAAGAAAAACUCAGACUGGAUUUGGGAUUGGUCCAGUCGGCCAGAGAACAUCCCCCCAGCCAAGGAGCUCCUGCUCUUGAGGCACCCGAAGCGCGCACCCACGCUCAGUAUGCGCAACACGAGCGUCAUGAAGAAGGGCGGCAUCUUCUCCGCCGAGUUCCUCAAGGUCUUCCUGCCGUCGCUGCUGCUGUCCCACUUGCUGGCCAUCGGGCUGGGGAUCUACAUCGGAAGGCGCCUGACCACGUCCACCAGCACAUUCUGAUGCAGGCUGUAGCCCAGUGUCCCCACGCCGCGGGGGCCCGUGCCCCGCACAGCGCACAGAAGCAGCUGUCUCGGUCCUGGGCCGCUGCCCCACGCGUCGUUUCUUCUGGCAGCGCCGCCUCCCUAACUCAGAGAGACAGUAAACCACGCUCUCCUGCAGCCAGACUUGGGGAUCGAGCGACAAGCAUGUCAUUGAUUAAUACCUACUGUAAUAAUUUGGUAGUAACCUUCUUCAGAUAUUAUAAAUAUCAAAGUAUACAUAAUUUUAAAAUCUCUAGUUAUGUUGUAUGUAGUAUUUUAAUGAAUUACCUGCGACCUUGAUCGCGUCAGACACUAUUUUGAGGGAAGGAAUGCUGCUGAUACUAGAAGGACUGCCUGAGGGGUUUACCUGAAUAAACACGUGGCCUUACUCCCUGCUGCAGACGUUUCGGUGGACGCGUCCGUCCGCUGCAGACAGCCCUUAGCACUGAGUGUCUGCUGGCUCUGGUGCGCGGCAUGUAGAAUCCAGGCCGUGACACGGGCAGCGCCGAGCGGUCCCCACCCCGGGCUGUUGGGCAGCGCUGGAAGGACCCCGAGACUGUCAGCGCCGCCCCGGACAGCAGCCACUGGACAACCACUGUCUCCUCGUGUCUCCGGAUCGCGGAGUUUAGUCUGUGUUCAGUUUUUUGUGCUCUUAGUAUCAGCUUCAUUCUAAACUAUUCUGUCUACUUUAAGAGGCUGGAAAUAGAAAAAAAAUAAAUGUUUGCCAAAUCCUUGGUUAUGGUAUUAACAUAUGGUUUAAAACUAAAUGGCAUACAAGCUUUUUGGUGAAGCCAGGUGUAUCCCCGCCGCCUGGGGGUUAAAGGAUGCCCUUUCAUACACUGUAUAAAUAAAUGCUGUUGUGUUUGCUUCA